AUCUGCCGAGCUGCACAGCAAUUUCAUUUAAAUCAUAAUUGCACUAAAAUUUAGAUCCAAAUUUCAUUAUCAUGGCUUGUGAAUGAAAAACCCGUUUUUCCGAUAUAACACUUUGUAAUCUGACACGUCCUUUCAAAAUGACAGUGUAAACUUAAUGAUUAAGAUAAAUAUUUGAUCCUCAAUAUCCACCAAGCUAGAGUCAUGCUUCAUUUCUCUCUAUUUCAAUUGCCUACUGAAUAAUGGCCGACCGUAACUAAUAUAAAUAACUCCCUAGCAACUGGGAAAGUCAACCGUCAAUAUCUGCUUCUGUAAGAGAGCUUUCUGAUCGUUGACAGUAGUUAUUGUUUUAAAUAUCAAUUAUUUAAAGGAAACUUGAUCUUCAGAGGUUGCCAUGGAGAACAGCAAGUUAUACCAGGCCCUUGUUGGGUGUGAUGAGAGUGAAGCCUUAAAACAACUUGAAGAGCCCGAGGAAGGGUUUGAUGUUAGCGCCCGCAAUGAACGAGGCGAGACUUUCCUUCAUGUUGCUGUGCGAACUCUCAAAUCCAUACAGGUUAUAAAGGCACUGAUGGACAAGGUCGAUAUCACGACUAAAGAUGAAGAUGGAAACACUGCUGUAGAAAACAUGUUUGAUGAUGAAGAUUUUCCAGAAGAAGGGGAGAGUGUGUUUAAAGAGGCCGUUAAACGGAAGAUCAAGGGUUUAAAGAAGAAAGAGCGAGAAGAGAUGCUGCUGCGAGGCUGGCUUGAUCUCUGGUUAGAUGACGACGAUGAUGAUGAUGACGAUGAUGAAGAAAAGAAAGAAUUCAACUCAACAGUCAAACAAACAGUGGGUCAGGUUGAAGACCUUCACAAGGCUGUCAGGGAGAGCCAAUGGGAUCGAGUCAAGGAACUUAUGGAGGAUGGAAAGCUUGUGUGCGCUGCUGACAGGACUGGGUUACCUCCCUUGCACGAGGCAGUCAUUCUUGGCCUCGGUGAUAUUGUGGAAAACAUCGCUAAAACCUUUGCUGAGUCUUUGAAAGCUACUGACUCUAUGGGACGUACUGCCCUACAUUACGCAGCAGGCAGGAGAGACGGAGGUCACCUGUAUGAAGUUCUUGUUAAUGCUGGGGCCGAAGAUGAUGCUCAAGACAUUAACCAAAAGACGCCCAAAGAAAUCAAUGAGAACCCUGACCUUCUUCCAGGGGAGAAAACUGCUGAAAAACUGCAGAAGAAACUGGCUAAACCAGUGCUAACAUGUCAAAGGAAGAAACAAGCACAGACUCAGGAAGAAGAUGCCACGCAAACAGCUGAGGGUGAUGAUGAGAAGCCAAGUACACCCCCAAAGUCUGCAACCCCGCCACCCGCCAAGAAACCCCAGAUGCCACCUGUUGACCCAAACAAGCCUGUCCAGAUGUACAUCUCUCCAGACGUUCGCCAAAAUCCCCCACCCACCACUGUCGAUGGCAAAUAUGUCUCUGAACACCUCGGCCAUGCCCUGACUAUCGCCCUGGCUCAGAUUGCUGAACAACGCCCAUGGGAUCCUAUCGAAUACCUGGCUCACUUUCUGUACAAAUACCAGGAAAAUGCCAACCAUAACAAGAGGCAAAAGGCGAUCCUCUCCCAGAUCCGUGAAGAAGAGGAGGCUAAGAAACAGGAAAGAGAAUCACGCGAUAAACGGAGGGCAGAGUUACAUCGCCUCCAGGAGGAGGAACGGAGGCAGCGUGAAGCCGCCGAGGAAGAAAGACGGAGGAAGGAGCAGGAGGAACUACAGAGGAAGGCAAAAGAGGCAGCCUUGAGCCAACAACCUGGCUUGGAAACAGUGAUGGAGGACAAAGAAGAAGACGAGACGCCCAAGGAACGAUCCCACAAAGAUGAACAUGGACAGACAGAGCUCCACAAACUGGCAAGCCAGCAGGCGGCAGACCUUACAACGCUUCUGAGCAUGGGUUACAGUCCAGGUGAAAGGGACGAGAAUAAUAAGACUGCAAGAGAUAUUGCGGAGGAGAGUGGAGUUAAAGAGAAUGUAGAAGCAAUUGACAAAUAUGUCCAGAAACUUGUGGAAAUGGAAGAAUUGGACACUCUUCAAGACCUUCUCCUUGCUGGCUAUGACAAGUUUGACGUCGUCCUUGAUCGCCUCAAAGAACAGACAAAUACACUGCCAGAAGAUACACAAACAUUCCUUAAAGAACUAUCUGAAUUACAGGAACGAAUCUCAGCUGUGUUUAAAGCUGUGCAGACAGAAGGACUUCGAGACUUAAACCAGGCUCUAGAGCGCAAGAAACUCGCAGGUGCCAAAGAUGUCCAAGGGAGAUCACCCCUCCAUUUAGCAGUGCUUGUUGGCCACAAGGAAGCCGUAGAACACCUGGCAUCAAACUUUCCUGUGACAUUGAAGUGUAAAGAUAACCUGGAGAGGACCCCCCUACAUUACGCUACAGCUGUCUCACAAGAGAUGGCAGAACUUCUGCAGAAACAUGGCGCUGAUGCACUGGCACAAGAUGCUAAAAAACACACACCCGCAUUCUACAGGGAUAAUCCAGAGGAUGUGCAAGCACUGAAAGGUUCCCUGCCCUCUCUUUACACUGGUACCCAGCAGGAAACCGGCCAACAAGAAAUGGGUGAAGAAUCACAAGGAGGAACCAGCCAACAGGAAGUAGAUCAAGAUUCUCAGCCGGGAAAUGGACAGGAACAGGAAGAGGGUCAAGAAACACAACAGGAAGCAGGGCAGCAGCAAAUGGAAUAGUUGAAGCAGAAUUUUUCCACAACUCCAAUUAUAGGGAAAAGAACAGCACUUAUUAAUACCUAAAGACUUCCAAAUAUUAAUACUACUGAAUCAAAUUUAUUUUUUCAAUGGGUUUUUGUCUUUUAUGUGUGAAUUAGCAUAUGCUUGUAAUAAUAUUGCUUUAUCUUCAUUUCCAAUUUGUAGAUCUAUGGGUUUCAUGUUUAUGUAUAAUAUAAUCCUACAUGUUUGUAUGUAUUAAUUAUGUGAUGUUUAAAAGCAAAAAUCUUUUAUUAUUAACAAGAAACAUUUGCAAGAUAAAAUGUAAAUAUAUUGGCAAUACUUUAUUUUUAAAUAUUAUACAUUUAUACAUAGUAUUUGUACUCUGCAUUUAGAACUAUGUGUGUGUUUUUUACAAAAAUGAUUUUAGAGUUAUCAUAAUAUGAUAUUUUUUCUCUACGCAAUAUACUUAUUCUACUUUUUAGAUACUGCAUUUUACUAUUUUAACAGGUUAUAGAUCUAUUUUAUUUUGAUCAAUAAAACCAACUUUUAAAAUAUCCAAUGU
Mya arenaria is the source of this 3257-nucleotide messenger RNA. RefSeq names its product caldesmon-like. Gene Ontology annotation, molecular function: protein binding. Lineage: Eukaryota; Metazoa; Mollusca; Bivalvia; Myida; Myidae. Bases 392 to 2716 code for a protein of 774 amino acids. The record is from RefSeq and is a predicted model, not a curated record. The transcript has 14 exons.